Acanthochromis polyacanthus (spiny chromis) is the source of this 3500-nucleotide messenger RNA. RefSeq names its product protein rapunzel-like. The transcript has 3 exons. Bases 161 to 844 code for a protein of 227 amino acids. The record is from RefSeq and is a predicted model, not a curated record. Lineage: Eukaryota; Metazoa; Chordata; Actinopteri; Pomacentridae.
AGAAGGAGGCUGUCGAAGUUGGGACUUUGGAGAGGGAGGUGUAGUCAGAUCCACUGAGAAAAAGGAAUCAUCCUGAUCAGCGCCUGCAUCCCUGGUUUUACUUUCCCAGAGUGAGAAAGUUUGAUAUCAGCGUCUUCACGCAGCGAAGCAGCAGCUCACCAUGAUGGAAGAGGAGAUCAGUGAGGACCGGGCCAAGCUGAAGCAGGGCCUGGUCAAAGUGCUCCAGUGCGUGGCCACCAUCUCCUCAGCGGCCGCCGUGGUUAACCCCAUUUUCGGCGUGGCCGGCUCUCUGAUCCGGGUGGUCCUGCACCACGUGGACGACGAGGACAUCCGCACCCUGAAGCGUGAGUUCGGCUCAGUGAACCGGGCGCUGGACGAGCUCUCCCACCAGAACCGCAACACGCUGGUGCAGAUCAAGAAGGAGACGCUGGACGGCCAGUACUGCCGCGUGGAGGAGAACCUCAAGAACCAGUUCAGGAAGUUCAUGGAGAUGGUGGAGGCACGGCCGGAGCACCGUGAGCGCAAGAAAGACGACUUCGAGGAGAGCUACUCCAACGACUUGGGCGACCAGAACCUGCACACGCUCUACGACGGCGUCGUGGGCAAGCCAAAGCUCUUCAGCAGACCCAUCCUGGAGGUGUACCUGAAGCACUCGCAGGGCGACCGGCGCACCAUGGAGCGGCUGUGCACCCGCCUCACCUACCUGUUCUGCAUCGGCCUCAUCGCCCUGAUGGGCUACGCCGCCAUUAUCGGAGACGACGAGGAGGGCCUGAGCGAGGAGUGGGCCGAGAAGAUGGAGCACGUGCAGGAGAAGAUGCAGGAGGCUCUGCGCAGGUGCAAAUGAAGACCAGUGUUUCUUCACGUCCACAUUCCCACUAUAAAUCUAUCUUCUUCUUUUGCUUUUUCUCUCUCGAUAAACACUUUUCAAGCAUCUGCUUCAAAACACUAUUUAUCCAAACUCGCGGCAUAAGCAGGUAAAGUGCUCCGUGAGACACAAACAUCGCAGCUUUAACAUUUAACAGCUAGUAUUGAAGUGUAUCACACAUAGCCAUAAUUCAAUUCAUUGUUGUCAAAAAAGAACAUUUCUGGUAUCAACAGCUUUGACAUUAAUGUGUUUCUCAUUACAGAUAUCCACAAUCAAGCUGCAGAUAUCUGCAAAUUAAUUCUGACCAGUUGUAUCCCACUUUCAAAUAUCUGCAGCUUUUUUCUGACUUGUCAUAAUUUUCGUUCAAGAUAUCUUUAGUUCCCUUAAGUUCUGGAUUUCUAUAUAGUCCUUUGUAGGUUCUUAAAUCAAGUUUGAACUGAAUCCUGUUUUUGAAAUCUGGAGCUGGAAUUCUUAUUAAUCAGAUAUCUUGAAUUAGAACUUUGACUCCACGAAAUGACGUGACUGAAAUCUGUAGUUACGUCAAGAAACUGUGUUAAUUUCAACAAGAAAACAUAGUUUUUGACAGAUUUUUCACAAUGAAACUGAGACUAAGAAACUAAUAAAGUGAGAGAAAAAAAUGAAACUAAUAAAGAACCAAUUUUCCCAGAUGAGAAACAUGAUGUAUAGUUGGACCCUUUAAGUCAACAAAUUAAAACUAAACGACAAUCUUAUAAACGGAAAAAUUAACAGAAUCUGCAGAAUUGAAACUGCAGCUCCUGAGCAACAAUUCCUCCUGAUCAUAAGAUCUGUAGCUGUACCUGGUGGUUCAGGCAAAUAACUUACAAUGCUAAAAUCAUUUUGAAAGUCCAGCAAAAAGGCAAACUGUGAACUUGCAGGCAGCAGCCAACAUUUGUAAAACAUUAAUGUAACGCUGGAUUUACCAUUAAAGUUAGCUUCAUGGUGCUGUCAGACGGAAGGAGUCAGAUCCAGAGUAUGAAGUCGUUAACUGGAUGUACUGAUCACUGCAGGGCCUCAAAGUGCUCCCAGUGAAAAAGUGCAAAAAUGACACCAAAACAGCACUAUUGAAAACUAGACAAAAAGCUUUUAGUUUCUGUGAUCAAAACUGACAAAAAUGCAAUGAUUAAAAUCAAACUGGCACACACAUUAGUGAAAAUAACCUUAAAUUUCAUGUAGAACAGCUGCUAAGUGAACAAGCUUUCCAAACAUACUGUAUCACUGCAGCUGCAAUGAGUAAACUACAAGUCUAUCAUGCACAGACUGUAUUAUUUCCUGUGUUGAGACUAAUCACAGUGAUGUUCUGGAUGUCUGCUGCUGCUGCUCUGAUGUGUGUAAACCAAAUUACAGAGCCUCUCUAAGUUAGUAACACCUGUGAUUUUAGCUCUUAAAUGUUAAAACUGCUUAUUUCUGCCUGUUUUGUGUUGCUUUCACUUGUAAAACUGGCUAAAAUUCACUGAUAAAUUCUUCAAGAUACAAAUGCAGAUGCAAAAAAAGCCAAUUAUUGAUCAGCUGUGGGAUCUUGACGCUGCUCUAAAAGCUGAAUUACAUUUUUGUGAGCACUGUGAGGAACCUGCAUGCCAUAUACAUGAUACUGAUGACCUGUUCUGGAUUUAAGCGUCAUCUUGAAGUCCUCAGCUGGUGACUUGUACCCCCGACUUUAUGCACUUUCUAUUGUAGUUUUAUGGGAAAUAUAUAUAAAUAUAUGUACAAAAAUAACACUACAAGAAUUUCAGCAUGUUGAGAAAUGCUGAGCAGCCUGACUAAAGAAAACCAAGGAGCAUCCCAAAGUUUCACAACUCUGAAUGUAACUGCAGCCACAUCUGGGCAUUUCCAUUUACUACAUGCAACUGUGUGCAAAUUAGCGAAAUACGCAGCACAGAUAUUAUACGUUUCUUACGCUGGAUUGAAUUUUAUUUUACACUAAUAUUUUUUGUUCAUGUUGCUGCGUAGAAUUCUUUCCUUUCUCUGCUGAUUUCUGGUUGGAAAAUUGUAAACACUAACAGUACAAGUGAAAUCUUUCUCGAUGUACGUCUGACAAAAGCAAAACUUCACCACAGCAGGAGACACUGGUAGCCAUAAUUAUUGAAUCUGGAUUCUAUUAACCAGAGCAGCUCCUUUCUUUUCUGUUUAAAAAACAUAUUAUAGCCAAGCAGAUGAAAUGCUGUGUAACAGAAUCAUCUGUAGGGUUCUUUAGUGAGUCUUCAUUUGUUUUUUGCUUCUUUUUUUUUUAGUUAAACCUUUUUUGUGCUUCCUUUCCGACCAACAGUGCCUCAGUGUGCCAUUACUUUUACAUUAUUUUCUUUACUUGUAAGAGGUGAAAUCAUUUUGUAAGUGUCUUUUUUUUAAGUGAACUGGUGGCAUCAGUAGCGUCAGAUGGGUUUGUUUCACUGCAUCAGAAGACAUCACCCUGCUCUCCUGCUCUCAGUACUAAACUGGCUGUGGUAGCGUUCCUUUUCUCUUGUUACGACACUAUACGCUGUCGAUGUGGAGGAAAACUGUACGGACCUCUUGAGGCUUUUUUGAAAUGUCAUAUAUGUGAAUAUGUUGCCUUUUUUGUUAUGGAUAUUUGAUGCCUGGUUGUAUAUGCGCCACUAUAAAUAAACAUGAGUGAACCAAC